CAAAAAUAACUUUGAGUUUGAUAGAACCAUAAACUUCAAAUUCCGAUUUAACAGUCUCCUUCCCAUAAAUCGCAGGGAGUAUUCAUUUUUCCUUCUUUGUUUUUGGGCACAACUCCCUCUGUUCUCUCCAUCUAUAUAUACUUGUCGCUUUCAGAGCUUUAAUUUUACAGAGCACAGUCUCUGCAAUACAUAUCCCUUCUCUACUACUCACUCGGCUGAAGGCCUAACUUCAAAUAGAAUGGCGGCGCUGAGAAACAUGCGGAGUCUAGCUAUUAAUUUAAGUUUAGUGGCAUUAGUCAUCUUAGCAGUGGAGCCAUAUGGAUCAUUUGGCUCUAGCAGGGGAGUACCUUUUCACUUCAAAACCGAUUAUAAUGGCAAUGGCAAUGGCAUGUGCGCUUCUGCUGUCGCUGUUCACGGUUAUAAGUGCCAGGAAUUUGAGGUAACAACUGAUGACGGCUACAUACUUAGCGUGCAAAGAAUACCGGAAGGCCGUGUAGGAGGUGGUGGUGGACCGAAUAGGCAGCCAGUGUUGUUGCAGCACGGAGUUCUUGUGGAUGGAGUAACAUGGCUGCAGAAUUCACCAGAACAAUCACCGGCGAUGAUCUUGGCAGAUAAUGGCUUCGAUGUUUGGAUUUCUAAUAUCAGGGGAACCAGAUAUAGCCGUCACCAUGUAUCUCUUGAUCCUAACAGUCCGGACUACUGGAAUUGGACAUGGGAUGAUCUUGUUGUCCAUGACUUACCUGCUCUCCUUGGUCUCGUCUUUGAACAAACUGGGCAGAAAAUUCACUAUAUAGGCCAUUCAAUGGGUACUUUGAUGGCUCUGGCAUCCUUUUCAGAAGGGAAACAAUUAGACAAGGUAAAGUCAGCAGCCUUACUCAGCCCGGUUGCUUACUUGAGCCAUAUGACCACUGCACUCGGUGUUGUUGCUGCUCGAGCCUUUGUUAGCGAGAUCACGACAAUAUUUGGUCUUGCGGAAUUUAAUCCAAGGGGUGAGCCUGUAUCCGAUUUUCUCAAGGCCUUAUGUGCUCAAGCUGGGGUGGACUGUUAUGACUUGAUAACUGCACUUACCGGGAAGAAUUGCUGUCUAAAUGCCUCCAUAGUUGAUCAUUUCUUGAAGAACGAGCCCCAGUCUACGUCAACUAAAAACCUCGUACAUUUGUCUCAGACUGUUAGAGAUGGCGUCUUGUCGAAAUAUGACUAUGGGAGCAACGACUUCAAUCAGGCGCACUAUGGUGCGACCAAACCUCCGAGGUACAAUUUGACAAACAUCCCUCAUGAUCUGCCCCUCUUUCUCAGCUACGGAGGCCAAGAUGCACUGUCCGAUGUUCAAGAUGUUGAGACAUUACUUGAUUAUCUCAAGUUCCACAAUGUAGACAAGCUGCAUGUUCAGUAUAUCAAGGAUUACGCUCAUGCAGACUUCAUCAUCGGGAUCACUGCUAAGGAUAUUGUUUAUAACCAGAUAAUUUCAUUUUUCAGAAAUCAAGGAUAAACACCCUUGCAUCAGAGGGCGUGUGUCUGUAUUAAAAGAAUCACAACUAUGGGAAAAUCAAGGAAUGGGGAUAGUACUUUUUUUUCUU
Molecule: messenger RNA, 1577 nt
Organism: Lycium barbarum (goji berry)
Lineage: Eukaryota; Viridiplantae; Streptophyta; Magnoliopsida; Solanales; Solanaceae
Product: triacylglycerol lipase 2-like
Exons: 9
Coding region: 239-1489 (416 amino acids)
Biological process (GO): lipid metabolic process
Molecular function (GO): hydrolase activity, acting on ester bonds
Source: RefSeq, a predicted model, not a curated record